UCACGUGUGAUCAUUUUGCUUUUGACAGGUGUUGAAUACAGCGAUGUCCUUCCUGACUCUUUUCCAUCGGCCGCUGCAGAGUCUCUGCCACAUUUCCUCUUGGAACCGGAAGAUGCCUACAUUGUGAAGAACAAACCAGUUGAACUUCUCUGUAAAGCUAACCCUGCCAUCCAGAUAUUCUUUAAAUGCAAUGGAGAAUGGGUCCAUCAGGUUGAACAUAUCACUAGGGAGAGAGUUGAUGAAGUCACAGGCCUUGUGGAACGAGAGGUCCAGAUCGAGGUCUCCAGACAGCAGGUGGAGGAGCUCUUUGGCCUGGAAGAUUACUGGUGUCAGUGCGUAGCAUGGAGUUCAGCAGGAACCACCAAGAGCCGAAGAGCUUAUGUCAGGAUAGCCUAUUUGAGAAAGAAUUUUGACCAGGAGCCUUUGGGCAAAGAAAUACCAUUGGAACAGGAAGUUCUACUACAAUGUCGUCCGCCAGAAGGCAUUCCUCCUGCCGAGGUUGAAUGGUUGAAGAAUGAGGAUAUCAUCGACCCUACAGAAGAUACAAAUUUCCUGAUUACAAUUGACCACAACCUCAUAAUUAAGCAAGCGAGACUGUCGGACACAGCAAACUACACAUGUGUUGCUAAGAAUAUUGUUGCGAAGCGCAGAAGUACCACAGCGACCGUCAUUGUAUACGUGAAUGGAGGCUGGUCAUCUUGGACUGAGUGGUCCCCUUGUAACAACCGUUGUGGUCGUGGUUGGCAGAAGAGGACAAGAACAUGUACCCAUCCAACACCCCUCAAUGGUGGCUCAUUUUGUGAAGGGCAGCCCUUUCAAAAAUUGGCUUGUACUACUAUGUGUCCAGUAGAUGGAGGCUGGACAGAGUGGAGCAAGUGGUCGGCUUGCAGCACUGAGUGCACCCACUGGAGAAGCAGAGAGUGUAAUGCACCCACCCCAAAGAAUGGUGGAAAAGACUGUAGUGGCAUGUUGCUAGAUUCCAAAAACUGCACUGAUGGACUGUGCAUGCAAAUAUUGGAUUCCACGGGAGAUGUGGCCCUCUAUGCUGGCCUGGUAGUUGCCAUUUUUAUCUUCAUCGUCAUACUCAUGGCAGUUGGUAUAGUGGUUUAUCGACGUAACUGCCGGGAUUUUGACACAGACAUCACAGAUUCGUCAGCCGCCCUUACGGGAGGUUUUCAUCCAGUCAACUUUAAGACCCCGAGACACGAUAAUUCACAGCUUCUACACCCUUCCAUACAGCCAGAUCUAACAGCUAACGCUGGUAUAUACCGAGGCAAUAUGUACGCCCUACAGGAUUCCGCUGACAAAAUUCCCAUGACCAACUCUCCCUUGUUGGACCCACUGCCAAAUUUAAAAAUUAAAGUCUACAACUCUUCCACAGUAGGCUCCUCUCCUGCAAUACAUGAUGGGACUGACUUGCUUGGCACAAAGCCAACAGGUACAUAUCCAACAGAUAACAACAUCAUCAACGCCAGGAACAAGGCUAUGAGCAGCCAGCAUCUCCUGACAUUGCCUCGAGACUCUAGUAACAGUGUCACAGGGACUUUCGGAAACCUGGGAGGAAGGCUUACUUUCCCAAAUACUGGGGUAAGUUUGCUAAUACCUCAUGGUGCAAUUCCACAGGGCAAAUACUAUGAAAUGUACCUCAUGAUAAACAAAAGAGAGAACACAGUUUUGCCAUCAGAGGGGACACAAACUAUUUUGAGUCCCAUGGUUACAUGUGGACCCACCGGGCUUCUGCUGUGCAGGCCUGUUAUAUUAACCAUACCUCAUUGUGCUGACAUCAACACAUCUGACUGGAUUUUACAACUCAAGACUCAGUCUCACCAAGGCAACUGGGAGGAGGUCGUGACCCUGAAUGAGGAAACACUCAAUACCCCGUGCUACUGCCAGCUUGAAAGCCAUUCCUGCCAUAUUUUGCUUGACCAGCUGGGCACUUAUGCUUUUGUGGGAGAGUCAUACUCUAGAUCUGCCAUAAAAAGGCUCCAGCUUGCUAUCUUUGCGCCCAUUCUUUGCACUUCUCUAGAAUACAAUCUGAAAGUCUACUGCUUAGAAGACACGCCGGAUGCUCUUAAGGAGGUCCUCGAGUUGGAGAAGACUUUGGGAGGAUACCUUGUUGAGGAACCAAAGCCACUAAUGUUCAAGGAUAGUUAUCACAACCUAAGACUGUCUAUCCACGAUAUCCCCCAUUCACUGUGGAGAAGCAAACUGCUGGCCAAAUACCAGGAGAUCCCAUUCUACCACAUUUGGAGCGGAAGUCAAAGGAGCCUGCACUGUACGUUCACUCUGGAAAGGCACAGCCUGGCUUCAACAGAACUUACGUGCAAAAUCUGUGUGCGGCAAGUGGAAGGAGAAGGACAAAUAUUCCAGAUACAUACGAUGCUGGAAGAGAAUGUCAAGUCGUUUGAUCCAUUUUGCUCACAUGCUGGAAGCAAUGUCACCACCCAGCUGGGACCAUAUGCCUUUAAAAUCCCCUUUUCAAUCCGACAGAAAAUCUGCAACAGUUUGGAUGCCCCUAAUUCCAGAGGAAAUGACUGGAGACUUCUGGCACAAAAACUUAGCAUGGAUAGAUAUCUGAAUUAUUUUGCAACCAAAGCCAGUCCUACAGGAGUUAUUUUGGACUUAUGGGAAGCCUUACAUCAAGAGGACGGUGACCUUAACACUCUGGCCAGUGCCUUGGAAGAGAUGGGGAAAAGUGAGAUGAUGCUUGUUAUUACAACUGAAGGUGACUGUUGAUGGUUUGUAUAGCCAUCAACUUGGUUCAAGGCCAUGCAAUUGGUUGGGGGAAGAAAAAUAUUAAACAAGAGACAAUUUCUGUCCUUGUUUACAUUGGAUGACUCAAGGAGCUGCAGCUUAGUAUGGAGACAGAAGGAAUUUCUUCCUUGUUUUCUGAUCACAACCAGCCUUAGAAAUCCUUACAUACUCUGUUUACAAGCCAUCCAAAUCUCUAAUGGAUUACAUUUACAACCCCAAUCCUAUGAAACUCUGCACAAGAAGAAGAACAUCAUCCAUAACGUGACAAAGACAUACUCCACCUUUCCAGGCCAAGCAUCCAAGAAGACUUUGUAGAUUUAUCUCAUUAUAUUUUUCUUUACCUUUACCCCAUUCAUCUUCACUGGUGUAUAACCCUUUUGAAAGGUCAUGUACAGUCUACACAAACUGCUUUUUUCCUGUCCAUGCUUGGGAACAACCUCGCUAAUGAGGUUAAAUGGUUUCUUAGGAAACGCAUGUUUAUUUAUUAUCCAGAUCUUUGGAUGAAUCCAUGUUUUAUAUGUUAAUGGGUAAAGAUAUGUCCUUUUCCAUAUGUGAGGUUAAUAAUGAAAGAGCAACAUGUCCCUUAUUUUUUGUUGUUGCUAGACAUUUCCCAAAGUAAACAUAAAAUCAACUGUGUGGCUUCAGACAUGAAGUCCACUUAAGGUAUAAAAUGUGUUGAUAUAUUGCCAUGAGCUGUUGUUUGGUUUGCUAUCUCUUUUUGAUUUUCAUACUAAUUAUUUUUUGAAUCAAACCCUACACUGCUCAGGGAAAAAAUUUAUUUGGGUUAUAGCGAAACGUGAGCCGUUACACGAGUGAAGGCAAUGUUCACAGAAUGCCAUACAGACCAUUUUAACUUAUCAGGUCGAGAAGCAUAACAUUCUAAUCCGUUGAAUAUGGGUUGGGGUUUUAACAUUUUCGGUUAAUAGAUCAUGAUGAACACCAAUUGUGAAAUAUUUUGUGGCUCUGAAACAAGUCAUUAACAAACAACUGACAACAUGCAGCC
Molecule: messenger RNA, 3757 nt
Organism: Spea bombifrons (plains spadefoot toad)
Lineage: Eukaryota; Metazoa; Chordata; Amphibia; Anura; Pelobatidae
Gene: UNC5B
Product: unc-5 netrin receptor B
Exons: 15
Biological process (GO): netrin-activated signaling pathway; anterior/posterior axon guidance
Cellular component (GO): membrane
Molecular function (GO): netrin receptor activity; protein binding
Source: RefSeq, a predicted model, not a curated record